CAGUGUAAAUCAGCAAGCUGCCGUUCGUGCCCGAACCAGACGAGCAGUAUGACAGUGUUCUAGAGUAUUGGCCCUCACAAAAUCCACAAUCCAGAGUCCCAUACCCGGUUAUAUAGGUACAACCGCCUCCCCCUAUUGCCUGGCUGAAUUCGCCCGUUCAUCGCAAGUCAGGCAUACUCGAUCUAGAGCUGUAGACAACAAGAAUAGCCCAUCCACUAGGGUUAUUUCAGUUCAAAGCUCUAGAAAUUGAAGAGAAACAAAGAAGAAGGAAUAUGCCAUUCAAAAUAUCCGAGGAUGAGAUAGAUGAUCUCAUCUACCUCUCUCGGACGGGCGAAGACGUGGAGCUCGCCGAGAUGCUCGCGGAGCUUGCCAACCGCGAGAAAGUUACAAAAACCCAGGUCAUCGAGGCUGCGAGAGACGAUAGCAGUGCGACUUGCUUGCACAUGGCGGCGGCGAACGGGCACACGAAAGUCGUCACUUUAAUACUCUCACAAUUCCCCUCUCCUGCGAGGGCAUCAAAAACGGCAAGCACAGAAGUAUCAUUCGCGGAGGCGUCGUCCUCGGGAGGGGCUUCGGAGAAAUCGCCAACACCUACCAGCUCAUCAUCAUUAGGGCCGUCAUAUGUGGAUGUGAAGAAUUCUUACGGAAAUACGGCGCUGCAUUGGGCGUGUUUAGGCGGCCACCUCGAUCUCGUAAAGCUGCUCCUGUCGCGGGGGGCGUCUCCCACCGAGACUAACGACAAGGACCAGAUCCCUCUAGAUCUAGCCGCAUUCAACAACCACAUGCAUGUCGUUGAGCACUUCCUGUCGCAGAGCAAGGGGCUCGAGAGUGCUAACGCAGAAAAGGGAGGCCUAGAGAAUAGCACGCGGGACAUAGACGUGGAUAACGGUCCGGACAGCGGUAGCGAGAAUAAUACCAAUGGUUGAUGCGCUGGAGCCGAUUCCAAAGCCAACAUCAGGCCGAACGCUCGAUAUAAUAUAAUACUAGACUAUCGUACAAUGAGGUACUAGAAUAAUUACCUACCUACCACGUAUUCAGUAGGCAGUAGGCUAAGAGUCCGCUAGAGAGCACAAUGACUGUUCACC
Messenger RNA from Durotheca rogersii, 1085 nucleotides. RefSeq names its product ankyrin. NCBI's taxonomy places the organism in Eukaryota, Fungi, Ascomycota, Sordariomycetes, Xylariales, Xylariaceae. Bases 273 to 926 code for a protein of 217 amino acids. Gene Ontology annotation, molecular function: protein binding. The transcript is spliced from 2 exons. The record is from RefSeq and is a predicted model, not a curated record.